GAGGAUCCACGACUGAAAUUUCCGGUGCAUUUGAGAUCAAAAGCUUCUCUGAACCCGAACGAUCUGGGUCCUCUUCCUCCUGGUUGGGAGGAGAGAAUACAUUUGGACGGAAGAACAUUUUAUAUAGACCAUAAUAAUAAAAUUACCCAGUGGGAAGACCCCAGACUGCAGAACCCAGCGAUUACUGGCCCGGCAGUUCCAUAUUCCCGGGAGUUCAAACAGAAGUAUGACUACUUCCGGAAGAAGUUAAAGAAACCAGCUGAUAUACCAAAUAGAUUUGAGAUGAAACUACACAGAAAUAAUAUUUUUGAGGAGUCCUACAGAAGAAUCAUGUCUGUGAAGAGACCUGAUGUACUGAAAGCCAGGCUCUGGAUUGAGUUUGAGUCAGAAAAAGGACUUGACUAUGGAGGUGUGGCCAGAGAAUGGUUCUUCCUCUUGUCCAAGGAGAUGUUUAACCCUUACUAUGGUCUCUUUGAAUAUUCAGCAACGGACAACUAUACGCUUCAGAUUAAUCCUAAUUCAGGUCUCUGCAAUGAAGAUCACCUGUCAUAUUUCACAUUUAUCGGUCGGGUUGCUGGGCUGGCAGUGUAUCAUGGGAAGCUGUUGGAUGGUUUCUUCAUCAGACCUUUUUACAAGAUGAUGCUGGGGAAACCGAUAACUCUGAAAGACAUGGAGUCAGUGGAUAGCGAAUACUACAACUCUUUGAAGUGGAUCCUGGAAAAUGACCCCACUGAGCUGGAUCUCAUGUUUUGUAUAGAUGAGGAAAACUUUGGACAGACAUAUCAAGUUGACCUGAAGCCCAAUGGGUCAGAAAUCAUGGUAACGAAUGAAAACAAAAGGGAAUACAUUGACCUGGUCAUCCAGUGGCGGUUUGUAAACAGAGUUCAGAAGCAAAUGAAUGCUUUUUUGGAGGGAUUCACAGAGCUUCUUCCGAUUGAUCUGAUUAAGAUUUUUGAUGAAAAUGAACUAGAGUUACUGAUGUGUGGCCUUGGUGAUGUUGAUGUUAAUGACUGGCGACAACACACCAUCUACAAAAACGGUUACUGCCCCAAUCACCCCGUUAUCCAGUGGUUCUGGAAGGCCGUUCUACUGAUGGAUGCCGAGAAACGGAUUCGAUUGCUGCAGUUUGUGACCGGGACGUCACGCGUGCCUAUGAAUGGAUUUGCUGAACUUUAUGGUUCAAAUGGUCCUCAGCUGUUUACAAUAGAGCAAUGGGGAAGUCCUGAUAAACUGCCCAGAGCUCACACAUGCUUUAAUCGCCUAGACUUACCUCUGUAUGAAUCUUUUGAAGAUUUGCGAGAGAAGCUCCUUAUGGCAGUGGAAAAUGCUCAAGGAUUUGAAGGAGUGGACUAAGGCGCCGACUUUCCCCCUGGCGCAAGUCCUGCUUGCACUUCUGCAUUGCCACCGGCCCCCGAGUGACUCUGGCAGAGCAGCCACCCAGCGCUGGUUCACGGAGCAAACCCCGCGAC
Molecule: messenger RNA, 1469 nt
Organism: Apaloderma vittatum (bar-tailed trogon)
Lineage: Eukaryota; Metazoa; Chordata; Aves; Trogoniformes; Trogonidae
Product: E3 ubiquitin-protein ligase NEDD4-like
Exons: 15
Biological process (GO): regulation of dendrite morphogenesis
Molecular function (GO): sodium channel inhibitor activity; ubiquitin-protein transferase activity; protein binding
Source: RefSeq, a predicted model, not a curated record